AUGAGUGAAGAAGAUGAAGACGAUAAGUUUCUAUAUGGAUCUGACGAGGACCAAUUAAAUACAGAAAACAAUAAUGAAAAGAAAAGGACAAAUGAAGAAAUAAUUGCAUCUGAGAAUUCUGAUAACUCAAAUAAAAAACAAAAAAUAGAGACUUUUGAUGCAAAGCUCUCAGAGACAACUAAGGCGGAUAACACUGAGGACUUAGAAUCUUCAGAAGAUGAAAGCGACUUUGAUGUAGAGAUAAUAGUGAGUAAAGGUAAAGAUCCAACACGUCUGGAUUCUGACUCCAUUCUUGCAUCAUCGGCUGCCAUAACGUCAACUGGGAUUACAACGACGACGACGACGACGAUAGCUACAUCCUCAGCAACCACCAGUGAUUCUAUUAGUAUUGCAACUGACUCAAAUGCAAGAACUGAACAAGAGAAAGGGGGUUUAUCAACAAGCACAGGUGAAAAAGAAUUAGAAGAACAAGCAAAAGCAUCUAUAGAUAUGGCUCCUGGUUCAUUGGAUAUAGACAAAGAUGGGCUAUACGAUGGUGAACCAGUGACACAAAUCGAUCCCGAAGUUCUAAAAGAAAAACCAUGGAGAAAGCCUGGUGCUGAUGUAAGUGAUUAUUUCAAUUAUGGAUUUAAUGAAUAUACAUGGAUGGAAUAUCUAGAUAGACAGGAGAAAUGGAGAGAAGAAUAUAAUCCAAGAAAAAUACUAAUGGGUCUACUUUCGUUGCAGCAACAAGGAAAACUAGAUCCUACCCCAAGCAAAGAUAACUCGCUCAACCAAAACACACUACCAAAUAUGCCAGAUAUGAAUAUGGCAAUAAAUAAAAAUAUGAAUAUGAAUAGAAAUGGAAAUCCUCCUCAAAUGAUGAAUCCAUUUCCUAUGUUUGGAGGGUUUCCUCCGUUUAUGCCAGGUAUGCUGCCUAAUAUGAACCCACAACAAGGUCAAAAGCAAGGUAACACUGCUAAACCUCAACAGUCUCAACAGGGACCACAACUUCAACAAACACAGAAGAAAUAA
Maudiozyma saulgeensis is the source of this 1014-nucleotide messenger RNA. Lineage: Eukaryota; Fungi; Ascomycota; Saccharomycetes; Saccharomycetales; Saccharomycetaceae. The record is from the annotation of a GenBank genome assembly.